Peromyscus leucopus (white-footed mouse) is the source of this 2350-nucleotide messenger RNA. It is a transcript of the gene Pter, whose product is annotated as phosphotriesterase related. The transcript is spliced from 5 exons. The record is from RefSeq and is a predicted model, not a curated record. Gene Ontology annotation, biological process: catabolic process. Gene Ontology annotation, molecular function: zinc ion binding; hydrolase activity, acting on ester bonds. NCBI's taxonomy places the organism in Eukaryota, Metazoa, Chordata, Mammalia, Rodentia, Cricetidae. The coding region runs from base 130 to 1179 and encodes 349 amino acids.
GGAAGCGGACCUAGCUCAAGUUCCCAGGGGAGCAAGCGGCGGCGCACGGCAGGAGGAAGGACGCCCCAGAGCUGGUGCAGGAGCUGUGGGCCUGGUAGGAAAGAGAAAACCCUUGUGACACUACCAGGGAUGUCUUCCUUAAGUGGGAAUGUACAAACCGUUUUGGGCCUUGUAGAACCAAGCCACCUGGGACGCACCUUGACCCACGAGCAUUUAACAAUGACCUUUGACGAUUUUUACUACCCACCUCCUCCAUGCCAUGAAGCUACCUCCAAGGAACCUAUCAUGCUGAAGAAUUUAUUCUGGAUUCAGAAAAAUCCUUAUUCCCAUCGAGAGAACCUUCGGUUGAAUCAGGAGACGGAAGCCAUAAAGGAAGAACUGUUGUAUUUCAAGGCUAAGGGUGGAGGAGCCUUGGUGGAGAACACGACCACUGGGCUCAGCAGGGACGUGCAAACACUGAAGUGGCUAGCAGAGCAGACUGGAGUCCACAUCAUAGCUGGAGCUGGGUUUUAUGUUGACGCAACUCAUUCAGCAGCAACCAGGGCCAUGUCAGUGGAGCAGCUUACAGAUAUCCUUAUUAAUGAAAUUCUCCAUGGAGCUGAUGGAACCAGUAUCAAGUGCGGAGUUAUUGGAGAAAUCGGUUGCUCCUGGCCUUUGACUGACAGCGAGAGAAAGGUACUUCAGGCCACUGCUCACGCCCAGGCUCAGCUUGGCUGUCCCGUCAUCAUCCAUCCUGGAAGGAGCCCAGACGCACCAUUUCAGAUCAUCCGCAUAUUGCAGGAAGCAGGUGCAGACAUCUCUAAAACAGUUAUGUCCCACCUCGACAGGUCUAUAUUUAAUAAGAAGGAGCUGCUUGAGUUUGCUCAACUUGGCUGCUACUUGGAAUAUGAUCUCUUUGGUACGGAGCUCCUUAAUUACCAGCUCAGCCCAGCUAUCGAUAUGCCUGAUGAUAACAAAAGAAUUAGAAGGGUCCGCUUCCUGGUGGAUGAGGGCUAUGAGAAUCGGAUUCUCAUGGCACAUGACAUACACACGAAGCACCGAUUGAUGAAGUAUGGAGGUCACGGCUACUCGCAUAUUCUCACCAACAUUGUUCCUAAGAUGCUUCUUAGAGGAAUCGCUGAGAGAGCAAUUGAUAAGAUCCUCAUAGAAAACCCUAGACAAUGGCUAACAUUUAAGUAGGAUGGCUGUUGAUGAACACAGACCUCGAGGAUAAAAUUUGUAGAGAAUAUUCAGUGACUUCAAAUCUAUCUGAGACUUUAAUCCAAGCUACACAGGGCCAAUGACUGAUCACUUUCCUCCUAUAAGAAACUAUCACAGGGAAAUCUCUAAUUGGGGGCUACUGGGCUCAAGUAAGUCCUAUUGUUUUACCUUAAAAAAAAAAAAAAAAAAGAGCAUGUCCCCAAACAGUAAUUUAAAGCUGUAUCUCCCAAGAGUCGUUUUUUCCCCUGACUCUACCAUCUACACUACUUGAGAAAAAUGAAAGUGUCUCUAGUUAAGUUGCCCCCUUCUGGAGCAAUCUAAUGUUUCUUGUAAUAUUGAUGAUCCUGCUAAUUAUCCUGCUGUUCUUUAAUUAAUGCUUAAUGAAUAAUAUGGCAUUUUAAAAUCACUUUUGCAACAAGGGAAGUUACAUUUUGAGACAUUUUUUCCCCAAAGGAGACUGCAAUAAAAUUACCAAUUCACAAUAAUAAAAAUAUUUUGGAAGGUGAACUGUGUUUUCCAUCUAUAUCUGUAAACUUAUAAUAAAUCAGUUUUGCUGACUUUGGCUUCCUGGUCUCCAUUUUUGCUGUUAAUUAUGUUGUGUUUUGCAAAGUCUAUCUAAGAACACAUAAUAAUAGUGAAUUAUAAAAAUGAAAUCAUAAAAGUAAAAAUAUAUUACAUAAUAUAGUUUAAUGAAUCAUUACAGUUAUAAUAACAAAGGCCACAAUUUAAUUAAUUCAUAAGUUAUAAUGCAAAGAAAAAGAGAAAUGCUUGCCUUAUAUAUAGUCCCUUUAUUUCAUUUACCUUUUAUUUUUUUUUUCCUCAGGCCUAAACAGAGAAAAUAAUGCUUAUUUAUCCAAGAAAAGGUCAGGUCUAUUGGAAAUGACAGUCUGUUUGUAAAUACUACUCUUUAGAAGAGAUCCAGCCAUGAAGUUCUUUGCUAAUAAAGCCUUUUCAAAAAUAUUAGUUAAAACGCUUAACUGAUGUACACUGUUGUUUAUAAGUUAAUCCCUUGAAUCCUCACUAUGUGAUUUGAUACCUAAGACAAAUCUCUAAUCCCUUGCCGCCAAUCCAUCUUUGAUAAAUAUAUGCCGUUAAAUAGAAAUUAAAACAGUGGCAAUUCAUUUGUGAGUUACCUUACAUAUUAGAAGGG